This is a messenger RNA of Prorocentrum cordatum, 588 nucleotides long. NCBI's taxonomy places the organism in Eukaryota, Dinophyceae, Prorocentrales, Prorocentraceae. The record is from the annotation of a GenBank genome assembly.
AUGCUGGUUCCAAACCGCCCAUGGCGCUCGCGGGAACCUGGCUGGCCCACCGCCUCAUCCCGAGGGAGUUGCCGCGGCGCAAGAAUGCCAAUGGAUGGGUUCCGCCGUCGCGGCGUCGGCGACACAGUCAACGAGCCAUCGUGCUCGUCCAGCGCGCCUUGGCGGCAGACCGCCGCCAGCACUGCUGCUGCGCAGUUGCCAGCGCCAUUGGCUGCGGCUCCGUGGCGCAAGGUUGACGUUCAUGUUGCCGCAGCGGCGCUGCCAGCCCCGGCCUCGGCUUCGAGCAGCCCCUGCAGAGCUGCUGUCGCGGAGAUCCCGACAGCGACCGCACUGGCGGAGGAGAUUGAGGACGCCGCGACCACUGCCCUCGCCAGGUUCCUCAGCGCCUGCGAGCCGCCAGCUCACUUGGAGGAGAGGUCGCCGGGGCAGAGCAUUGCCGAGGACGUCCCCCAGCCACCACCGCCUCCCUUCUCGUCAGAUGAAGGUACUGUGCAGGCGACUGAGCCCCCGCCGCCACCGGACGACGAGCUGCUUCCAAAGCUGCCUGUGCCACCACUGCCAGUCAGCCCUGCUGGUUGUGCGGCCGAG